CCCACCGGACCACAUCAGCCACUGACCCGUGUUUGCUAUGUAGGUCAUUUCUGGUGGCUUCUUAGGCACUUAUGUGAACAGGGACCCUACUAUGUCCAAGUACGCAGCACUCGACCAAUAAUACGAACUUCAGACUAAGAGAUUGAUAGGACGUGGUUACACUAAUGAACUUAAACAAACUUCGAAAGCUACAAGGCUUGAACCACAUGUCGGUAUAGCUCAGAAUCCACUGCUUACGGCUCUGUGGUAAGACUGCCCUGUUCGAAGCCCACAAGAGCACAGCAUGGCGACCCAGGUGGCGAUCCAAACUCUACACGAUGCCAAGAUGACUCGAUCCGCUGAGAAGAAACAGCUCUCUAUCCUCAACGGCCGCCUCGCCUCCUACAUCGUAAAGGUGCAGGCCCUAAACCAGAGCAACACCGCCCUAGAGAGUCAGCUGCAGGCCGUCCAGGCCAAAGCUGCCCCCGUAAACAAGGGGAAGUACGAGGGGAUGCUGAGUGAGCUGCGCGCUCAGGUGGACGAGCUGUCGAAGCAGAAGGCCCAGGUGGAGGUCGAGAGGAACAGCUGGCAGACACAGGCAGAGGAGUGGCAGGGAAAGUGCGAAUAUCAGAAAUCGGUGCGCUCCGAGCUGAAUGCCGAAAUCAAGAAGAACAGAUUAGCACUGGAAAUCAUCACAGCGGCGCGUUCGGGCUUCGAGAGCAGGCUGGUGGCCGCGCAGGGAGAGAUCGAGGCUGUGAAUAAGAAUAACUCUGCGGGGAUAACAGCUCUGCGGGAAGAGUUGGCCCGGACUGUGACUGCGAUAGAGGCAAAGCAGGCGGCUGUGACUGGACCGGACCUCAGCAACACCCUGAGGGAGAUCCGUGAGCAGUACGAGGUGGUCGGCCAGGCGAACAGGCAGGAUGCUGAGGCAAAGUACAGGGAGAAGUUUGCGGAGAUAGCCCUGCAACGGCAGAAAGACAGCGAGGCUCUGGCAGCCGCCAGGGCAGAAGUGUCUGAGUUCCAAAAGAAGAUCGACACCCUGAGGGCCGAGUCAGAGUCUAUCAGGAGCAAGAACCUCGCCAUGGAAAACAGCCUGCAGGUAACGGAGACCCGCAUACAGAAGGAGAUGGAAUCGUACAGGCAGACCAUAGGCAAAUGCGAGGCGCAGAUCGAGCAGAUGAAGCUGGAGACGGCACAAAAUCUCACCAACUACCAGGAGCUGAUGAACGUCAAGCUUGUGCUCGACUUUGAGAUAGCCGCUUACAGGAAGCUGUUGGAGGGAGAGGAGAUCAGACUGGCCGGUCAGGCUUAGUCGCCCCAGCCGGUUCAGACGGCCCAGAUCACCGAGCCAGUGGCGGCACCACCUCAGUAAAACUAUUCAAACCCCGUCAUGGGAGAACGUUAGGACAUAAAAUAAGAUUUUAUAGCGAGUCUCUAGUAGAUUAGAUUCAUGUCACAUUCAUCGGUACAAAAAAUAUCAAUCAAGGUACCGUCCAAGGAAGAAGAAAGAGGGCAUGUCAACAUAAAAGAUGGGUGGAUAAUAUCAGAGAAUCGACAGGCACGAGACAAAGUGAAACAAUGAGAAAUGCAGGAAACCAGUAAGGGUUGGGAAACUAGUUGUCAGAUCUUCCCUGGUGCCCCAAUCCUCGAAUGGUUACACAAAAAGCGCAAAUUUGAAAGAUGCUAUGGUUGGAUGGUUUCAUCAAUGGAUGUCCUCACAGUUCAUAUUACCCGCAAACACCGUUGCUAUUCUGGUAAGACAAUUACGAAACGGCAGCUAAACUGCCAGGUCAGUCAUGAUAUAUAUCAAGAGGAAAGCAUGUUUCUGCCUUACGUAAUGAUACACUAGGUUGGCGAGCAGCUUGGAUGACAAACAGCUACGUACAGAGUAUAAAGACAUGGAGCACCACAUGUAUAUUAGUGCACCUUGAUCGGAAACUACUGUGGUAUUUUUAGGAAAUAUAGAAGCAUGGAACGUAAUAAAAGAAGAUCAAACUUAAA
Branchiostoma floridae (Florida lancelet) is the source of this 1980-nucleotide messenger RNA. RefSeq names its product non-neuronal cytoplasmic intermediate filament protein-like. The coding region runs from base 284 to 1291 and encodes 335 amino acids. The transcript has 7 exons. The record is from RefSeq and is a predicted model, not a curated record. Lineage: Eukaryota; Metazoa; Chordata; Leptocardii; Amphioxiformes; Branchiostomatidae.